AUCGACGGACUCGUGGACGAAGCAGCCAGGACGCGGGAGGAGCGUCGGUAGCCAUGUCUUCCUCGGCGGUGGCGUCGUGUCCCUCUGCCCCGGCCAUGUCGACCGAGUUCUUCGGCGUCUACCAGAGCAUGGUGGGCGAGCCGGGCACCGGCUACAGCUACUUCACGCCGCCAUCGAUGUCCGGUCCGGGCCUGGAGUGGUCGGCCGUGGAGAAGCUGAUGCACGCGGACGAAGACCGCUUCGAGGAGGCCGUCAGCUCCAUGGGCGUCAGGGAGCUCCUGGACCUGGUGUCCGGCCUGCAGUCCGCCAUGGCCGAGGAGCAGCGUCGCUUCGACGCCCUGGGCCUGCAGCUGCAGCGCUGGCCCCUCUCCCAGGCGGAUUCCGACGAGCAGAGGGCGCUGUCGGCCGCCCUGUGCGCCUCGCAGCUCAAGCUGGCCAGGCUGUGCGCCCGCAACAUGCGAUGCUUCACCCAGCAAGCGAUCCGAGCCAAGGAGGACCAGGCACCGGAGCCCAAGUCGGGCAGUAGCCGAGCCAAGCCGCUGGCGCCAUCCCCCCUGAAGAAUUCCUCCAUGUGCCAAGUGGUCGACCAUGACUUUGCGGACGAGGAGUUUUGCAGCACCGACGAGGAGCUCAAGAACUCGAGGCUCAUCCGACAGAACCUGCUGGACAUCUCCGAUUUCGAUGAGGUCGAGGCGGCCUUCUCGUCCAUGAUGGAAGACGGCGCCGGAGACGAACUUCCGGCGGUGGCGCCCUACGAUGGCCGCUUCCACGACGAAGACGACGUCAUGGACGGCGACUACGACUCGAGGGAUUUUGUCGUCCAUCGGAACACAUUCAACUCGGUGGACGACUACAACUCGGAGGACUCCACGACGCACGGCAGUCCGCAGUCGGACUCGCUGCGCUGGCGGCCGCCGGAGCGCCGCCACCCGCACCACGACCCGAACGACCGCCACGACGACGACCGACGCUCCCCGGACUACGCCAGUUCGGAGGACGAGGCGGACUACCACGUGGACUACGCCUACGAGGGCGAGGACUCGCCGGACUUCGUGGACAACAGCGACGCGUACGCGACGGACCCCCGUCGCUACGUCUACUACCCGGAGGAGAAGGAGCUGGAGGUGAUUCCGGAGGAGGACGAGGAGGAGCUCCGGGAGCAGGCGGGCAGCCGGGAGGACGCUGCGUCGGACUGCUCCUACGGAGGUCUAUCCGCGAAGUUGCAGUCGGGUGAGACGUUGUGUAAAAAAGAGUUGCUCUGA
Molecule: messenger RNA, 1262 nt
Organism: Ixodes scapularis (black-legged tick)
Lineage: Eukaryota; Metazoa; Arthropoda; Arachnida; Ixodida; Ixodidae
Exons: 7
Coding region: 54-1262 (402 amino acids)
Source: RefSeq, a predicted model, not a curated record